This is a messenger RNA of Spirodela intermedia, 2852 nucleotides long. The record is from the annotation of a GenBank genome assembly. NCBI's taxonomy places the organism in Eukaryota, Viridiplantae, Streptophyta, Magnoliopsida, Alismatales, Araceae.
AUGUUCGGGAGGGCGCCGAAAAAGAGCGAUAACAAGAGAUAUUAUGAGAUCCUUGGGGUGUCCAAGGACUCCUCUCAAGAUGAAUUAAAGCGAGCCUACCGCAAAGCCGCCAUCAAGAAUCACCCUGAUAAGGGUGGGGAUCCUGAGAAGGUACUCAUUUCGUCCUGAGUGGUAACCCUCCUGCACGACUGUAUGUUUAUUCUGUGACGAUGAUGUUGUUUGUGAUAUUAUCUUAGGAAUCGUUGUAGGUUUCGGCCAUCAGUUAAUUAAAUUGAUGGAUCUACCUCGUUUCACGAUUUAUUUAUUUGUUUUAACCGGUGAUAUUUUUCUUCAAGACAGCUUCUUCUGCCUUGUUGCUAAACCGUUAGAUCUGUUGAUCUAUAAUCGUGAUGAGGGCCUAUUUGGCUUCCUUGGGUUAAUUGCUGUUACCCUCCGUUUCUCUUGUCGAUGAUGUUAUUCUUUUUCUGGGUAUGGUUUCCUUGAAGGAUGAGAUUCCUAUCUUGUUGACUUCUCUUAGGGCGCUGCGUGGUACCUUUCCCCGUCUAGUUGUAUUAUUUUGAGUGCCGUAUCCUCUUUGUUCAGCCCUUAUGCAAAAGAUAUUAAAGUUCCGCAGAAGACAUUGUUUAUACAAGUAAGACUUAUGGUUAGUGUUGACCGUCUUGUGUCGCUGUGUUCAUGCAAACUGUCUUUUGGACUCUUUUUUUUUUUGGCGAUUUGCUUACGUAUCUAACAACAAAUUCUUAGAUAAGUAUUAGCUGUCAACUGCGCCUUCAAUCUCCUGAUUAUCAUAUAUAUUUAUGGAAUUGGUUAGGUUAAUCGCUACAUUUUUUCGCGCGCAAGGGAUCCUCCCGCAGAUGUGUGAGUGUAGAUCAUGUUUUUUCAUUGUCAGGCGUCUUGGGUAUCUGGGUGUUUAAAAUGAUUUGCAAGUUUCGGAAAAUAUUGUACACCUCAAAAGUUUUUACUAUGGCGACUUCGGUGGAACCGGAUCGUUCAUGUGAAAGUACGAUGGGUCUAUUAAUAUGAUAGUCCACAUAUGAUUUCAUAUAUCCUUAAGAAACUCUGUGUGUUGCUAACUAGGCUGCUUCUUAUCGGGUAAUUUAUUUUCCUUUGAGAUGCUUAUUUGAAGAAGAGAGAUUUUUGCCCUGUAUUACACGGGCGUACAAUUCUGCAGCAUGAUACCUCUAUUACACGGGCGUACACGGGUUAAUAGAACUUUUCUUUUUUAUGUGGCUUGCAGUUUAAGGAAUUAGCUCAGGCAUAUGAAGUUCUCAGUGACCCAGAGAAGCGUGAGAUAUACGAUCAAUAUGGAGAAGAUGCGUUGAAAGAAGGAAUGGGUGGUGGUGGUGGUGGGCACGAUCCUUUUGACAUCUUCCAAUCAUUCUUUGGCGGCGGCAGCCCCUUCGGAGGUCAGAAAAAUAAUUUUUUGGGUUGCGGUUUUGAUUUCUGUUCAUCUAGAUUCCGUGCUGUUUUUAUCUCUUCAUGUGGUUGGUUUGCCUCACAAAUUUCACUUUUUUUUCCAGGGGGCAGCAGCAGAGGUGGACGAAGGCAGAAAAGAGGCGAGGACGUCAUUCAUCCACUCAAAGUUUCCCUGGAGGACCUCUACAGUGGGACAUCAAAGAAGCUCUCCCUGUCGCGAAAUGUCAUCUGUUCGAAGUGCAAAGGGUGAGCUUUAUCUACUAGAAGCUCCUCUCAUCGCUUCAAAUCACAUUUGAGCGCGAAUAGAGAUCGAGGACACACUUGUUUUUGGGUUUCAUUUUUGUUUGUUACCGAUUUGUUUCGAAGAACGAGAACAGAAGGCUUAUUUAAUUUAUGACGACCAUUUUUCUCCCCUGUAAAAUGCAGGAAAGGUUCGAAAUCCGGCGCAUCCAUGAGAUGCCCCGGCUGCCAGGGCUCGGGAAUUAAGGUGUCUAUCAGGCAGCUCGGACCUGGAAUGAUCCAACAGAUGCAACACCCUUGCAACCAGUGCAAGGGAACCGGCGAGACCAUCAGUGACAAGGACAGGUGCCCCCAGUGCAAGGGCGAGAAGGUUGUGCAGGAGAAGAAGGUUCUCGAGGUCCACGUCGAGAAGGGCAUGCAGAAUAGCCAGAAGAUCACAUUCCCCGGUGAAGCCGACGAGUCGGUAAGUCAAGUCAUGCAUGACUGGACCUUUUAUUUUCCUUUCUGUGUUUAUUUCUUCUUACCCCCGAGGUCUUGCGGCCGUUGUCCUCCGUGCAGCCUGAUUGCAUCACGGGCGACAUAGUGUUCGUCCUGCAGCAGAAGGAACACCCCAAGUUCAAGAGAAAGGGCGACGACCUCUUCCUGGAGCACACGCUCUCGCUCACCGAGGCCCUCUGCGGUUUCCAGUUCGUCCUGACCCAUCUGGACGGCCGGCAGCUCCUCAUCAAGAGCAACCCCGGAGAGGUGAUCAAGCCCGGUACGUCAUAUAUUUCUCCCUCCUCUCCAUCCCCACCACUGGUUGCUGCUCAUCUAAAAAAAAGCAGAAAAGAGGCUACGUUAAUUCCUGACGGGUGCAUCCGUGGGUGUGGUGUGCAGAUCAAUUCAAGGCGAUAAACGACGAGGGGAUGCCCAUGUACCAGAGGCCGUUCAUGAGGGGGAAGCUGUAUAUCCACUUCACGGUGGAGUUUCCGGACUCGCUGAGCGUGGAGCACUGCAAGUCGCUGGAGGCGGUGCUGCCGUCGCGGGCGGCGGCGCAGCUGACGGACAUGGAGCUGGACGAGUGCGAGGAGACGACCCUCCAUGACGUGAACAUCGAGGACGAGAUGCGGCGCAAGCAGCAAGCCGCCCAGGAGGCCUACGAAGAGGACGACGAGAGCCUCGGCGGCGCCCAGCGCGUCCAGUGCGCUCAGCAGUAG